AGUGCCGUUACAAAGGCAAAACUCCCGACCGACUACAAGCCACCUGUGACAUCAAGAUCAAACUCAAGGCCAAGACCGAGACCCAGAACAGCUGUCAUCAGUAGGCAAGAAGACGUAGGAGAGGGAGGUCGUUCUUCUCUCAUCUACGCCAUAUAUAACACAGCACGAUGGCAGACUCAGACACAUAUCAGGGCGACCAGGACAUGGUGCAGCGCCGCCCGGCCUCACCUGCCCCAGCUGAUCUGUGGUCCACCCUCAAGAAGGCGCUCUUCAUCAUUGGCUCCACCACCAUCGUCUUCGUGGCCCUGCGUAACAGUCUGACCUAUCACUUGCAGCACUUCUGGGGUGCCUCCGGGGACUUUUGGCAGCACCAGUGGGACAAGAUUCUCAGCACCUUUGGAGACGACCCCUUCACCCUUAUGGUCUAUGGCACCACCAUCGUGUCGUAUGUCAUCUACUGGCUGGUGGGGCUCAUCUACACGGCCAUGGAUGUUACUGGUCGUCCCGCCACGCUGAGGAGGUACAAGAUACAGCCAGGCACCAAUGAGCCGGUCGACAUUGGGAAGCUGGUGAAGUGCAUCUUGUGGGUGAACUUCAACCAGAUCUUCGUGGGCAUCCCGUUCUCCAUGCUGUGCUUCUAUCUUCUGCGGCUGCGUGGAUGGAACGAAUCCUCUCAGCUCCCGACCUUCCACUGGGUCAUCUUCGAGCUCAUCAUCUGCAUCCUCAUGGAAGAGAUUGGAUUCUAUUACUCACACAGACUCUUCCACCACCGCAUGCUCUACAAACACUUCCACAAGAUGCAUCACGAAUGGCAGAGUCCCAUCUCCAUCACAGCCAUCUACGCGCACCCCUUAGAACACGCCCUCUCCAACAUGAUGCCCGCCUUCCUCGGUCCGCUUCUGAUGGGCUCUCACGUGGCAACCAUCUGGCUCUGGGUCUCGCUCGCCCUCCUGUCGACGCUCAAUGCCCACAGUGGUUAUCAUCUGCCCUUCUUCCCGUCCCCUGAGGCUCACGACUUCCAUCAUCUCAAGUUCAACCAAUGCUACGGUGUCCUUGGCGUUUUGGACCUUCUGCACGGCACUGAUGACAAGUUCCGCGCCACCAAGUGCUUCUCACGGCACCUCAUGAUGCUGUCGCUGGUGCCGCCCCGAGAAGCCUACCCCGACCAGCUGACGAAGGGAAAGGUCAUCUGCGGGAAACAGUGCUAUGACCAGCCCUCAGAGGAUGUGCAGUAGAGUGGAGCUAAGUGGAGGAGGAGGGAGUGUUGUAGUUUGAGGUUAGAGGAGAAGGAGAAGGAGAAAUGGAGAGAAGGGAUAGAAAUGGAGACAGAAGGAAAGUAAGGAAGGAGAGUAGGAGGAAGAGCUGGAAAAUUAGGAAGGAAGGAGAGGAUUGUUGUAGUUUGAAUAGGAGGAGAAAUGGAGAGAAGGGAGAGAAAUGGAGACAGAGAAGGAAAGUAAGGAAGGAGAGGAAGAGAUGGGAAAUUAGGAAGAAAGGAGAUGAGGAAGUAAAGAGGAAGAUAAGAAGUUGAGGAAGAGUUAGGAAAUAGAAAGGAAGGAGAGAGAAAAGGGGGAGAAGAGGAAGAUAGGCAACUGAGAAGGAGGAGGAGGAAGAGGUGAAAAAGAAGCGAAGGAGAAAGUGAAGAGAAAUAUAGGGAGUUAAGAAGUAGGAGGAAGAGGAGAAGGGUUCAGAUCUUAUUUAACAAAAGAUUUAUUUAGUUUUGAAAUCCAUCUGCUCAGCAAGAUUUUUAUGAGCUUGAGGCUUUGCUAAAUCUACAUAAUUAGGACUAGAAUGCAAUGAGAGUAGAUGAGAGUAGAAAUAUUGAUAAGGUCUUUCUUUUAGUAGUAGAGGGUAAUGCGAUGAAAUUUUAAUAUAUGAGAAGAUGAGGUGUCAGAACAAAUGUUAGAAAUAAGACUGAAUUGAGAAUGAAGAAGGAAAGACAGACAAAAAAGGUCAGAAUGGCAUAUUUCAAAGACAAAAAAGGUCAGAAUGGCAGAUUUCAAAGACAAAAAAGGUUAGGAUGGCAAAUUAAGGACAGAAAAGGUCAGAAUGGCUUAUCAAGAAGACAAAUUAGGUCAGAAUGGUAUGUUAAGUUUAUGCCAUCGCUGCUACCAGGUUAAGCAAGAGAUGAUCGGUCGAAAGGUGCGAAAAGGGCAUGUUUUUAGGAAGAAGAGCGAGCGUUUUCACUUUGUUACAGUCGCAGUAAAUACUCAAGUGUGUGAGGUGUGUAGGCCUUAUACAUGAGUCGCUAAGUGUAUGAUAAUUGUGUUGUUGUCAUUGUUGCAAGUCUUUCCAACCUUAAGAUAACUACAUCGGAUUGGUUGUCAUUGUUGCAAGUCUUUCCAUCCUUAAGAUAACUACAUUGGAUUUGUUGUCAUUGUUGCAAGUCUUUCCAUCCUUAAGAUAACUACAUUGGAUUUGUUCUCAUUGUUGCAAGUCUUUCCAUUCUUAAGAUAACUACACUGGAUUUGUUGUCAUUUUGCAGGUCUUUCCAACCUUAAGAUAACUACAUCGGAUUUAUAAUAAGUCUUCCCAACACCACCACUACGAUAGGUGCACUCAAAUAACGUAACCUUAGUGAGAAGUGAGAGUUCUAAGAGUCUGUCAAAGCUUAAAAUGCCGAGGACAGUAUUAGUAUAUAGGAGAGUAAGAGAAAAUGGAAAACUAAUGAGUAAUAGGCCGAUAGCGUUGAUAGCUGAAGUAUACAUUGCCGAGGACUGUGUAUGGGUGAAGUAUCCAGGACUGUUAGAAUGUAGGCGUUAGGGAACAUGGAAGAGUAAGCUGUAGUGAUUAAUAAGAGGAGAGUGGCAUAUAAGGUUGAACUGACGAGGACUGUUGAGAGUUUCUGAUUGGAUUGAAAAGUGGCAUUGCCCAUUUGUAUUUUUUUCUUCUUCUUUUCUUCUCCUUCUCUUUCUUCUUCUUCUUUUUGUCCUUCUUUUUCUUCAGCUUCUGUCUUCUCUUUCUUCUUUUUUUUCAUCUUCUUCUUCGCCCUCUUCUACUUCUUCCCCUUCUUCUUCUUCUGUUCCUUCUUCUUCUCCUUCUUGUCCUUCUUUGCUUUCUUGUUCCUCUUCAUCUUCUUCUUCUCUUCUCUGUGGCCUAUUGAGUUUUAUGUAUAUUUUUUGAUAGGUAGUUGGUUUGUAUCUUAAACCUUUCUACACAUAUUCUGUCGUUGCUUUAAAUAUCUCCAGUUCUGUAUCUUGACCCUUUUCUCUCUUUAGUAGCAUUUCCUUUGUGAGCUAUUGAAUUUUCGAUGUAUUUUAAUUUGGUACAGUCGGUUCGUUCGUAGUUUUAAAAGUUGCAUUUAUUCACAUACUCCUAGAACAUGCCAUUGGGGUUAAGUAUGUGGCGAGUUUUAUUAUUAUUAUUAUUUUUUUUUCACUGUAUAAUCUAUCGAACAAACUCUUAAUCCAUAUCAGGUUCGCUUUUAGGUUUAGAAGUCGUGUUUAUGCACCUAUACCUGGAGCAUACUGUAGCGCUUAAGUUUACGAUGUUUUUGUAUUAUCUUUAAUCAAGCAGUUUGUGUUUGUAUAGCAUUGUACAGAUCCAAGGAAGGUGGGUCCGAUUUUAGGUGUGAAUUUCCUUUGCUAUAUAUUUUUACUCCUCUCUUAAAUAACUCGUAACUCAUUUCACAGCGCUAUGAUUCUUUUUCAGCCCGGUUAUUAUAUUCUGUUUUCGUAUAUUCUAAAAUUUAACUCUAAUUUACUCCUCUGGUUACACUCAUUUCCUACUCUGGUUUCGCUCUCAUAAAUAACUCAUAACUCAUUUCACAGCGCUAUGAUUCUUUUUCAGCCCAGUUUAAUUAUUACAUAUGUUCUAUUUUCAUAUAUUCUAAAAUUUAGCUCUUAUUUACUCCUGGUUUCACUCUCAUUUACUCCUCUCGUUUCGCUCUCAUAAAUAACUCGUAACUUAUUUCACAGCGCUAUGAUUCUUUUUCAGCCCCGGUUAUUACUCUAUUUUCAUAUAUUCUAAAAUUUAGCUCCCAUUUACUCCUCUGGCUUUGCUCUCAUAAAUAACUCGUAACUCAUUUCACAGCGCUACGAUACUUUUUCAGCCCGGUUAUUAUAUUCCAUUUUUGUAUAUUCUAAAAUUUAGCUCCCAUUUACUCCUCUGGCUUUGCUCUCACAAAUAACUUGUAACUCAUUUCACACCGCUAUGAUUCUUUUUCAGCCCAUUUAUUUUACUCUGUUUUUGCAUAUUCUAAAAUUUAGCUCCCAUUUAGCAAACCAAGCACUGGACUCAACUCUUCUGCCAUAUUCAAAGCUCUCCCUUACCUAGAAAUGUCGGUUAUUACCAACUCAAAAACCAGACCUCCUUACGUAUCCAUUGUUGCAGAAUAUUGGCAACCCAGCGAAUGGACGAGCAAACCAGAUAAGUAACUAGUUUAUCUUAUUUCACAACGCUAUGAUACUUUUCCAGCCCGGCUAUUAUAUUUUAUUUUUGUAUAUUCUAAUUGUUUCUUGCCUUACUGGACUGUUAUCGAAAGUAAUGUGGUCAGUGUGUGGUAGUGGCUGUCAUGUAUAAGCAAUUUAACCACAUUUCAUGGUUUUAUGAUGCUGCUCAGCCAGGUUGUGUUGUCUAUAGUGUUAUCUCUUGUUUUACUGGACUGUUGCUACUGAGGACGAUGUGGUCAGGGUAAGGUAGCUAGGCGCUCGUAUGCAGUUUUGUCAACAUUGUGAAACGGGAAGGUACAGCGAAAGUAAGGUGACUGCCAACUCUCCCUCCCCUUCCCUGUACUGUACACUUGUUUUACUGGGCUGUUGCUACUGAGGAUGAUGUGGUCAGAGUAAGGUAGUUAGGCACUCGUAUGCAGUUUCGUCAAUAUUGUGAAACGGGAAGGUAAAACGAAAGUAAGGUGACAGCCACAUCCUCCUCCCUCCCCUUCCCUGUACUGUACUCUUGUUUUACUGGGCUGUUGCUAUUCUGGAUGAUGUGGUCAGAGUAAGGUAGCUAGGCACUCGUAUGCAGUUUCGUCAGUAUUGUGAAAUUGGAAGGUACAGCGAAAGUAAGGUGACUGCCACAUCCUCGUCCCUCCCCUUACCUGUACUGUACUCUUGUUUCACUGGGCUGUUGCUAUUCUGGACAAUGUGGUCAGAGUGAGGUAGUUAGGCACUCGUAUGCUGUUCUGACGACAUUGUGAGACGGGAAGGUAAUGUGUACUGCAAGGUGACUGCCACAUCCUCCUCCCUCCCCUUCCCUGUACUGUACUCUUGUUUUACUGGGCUGUUGCUAUUCUGGAUGAUGUGGUCAGAGUGAGGUAGCUAGGUGCUCGUAUGCAGUUUUGUCAAUAUUGUGAAACGGGAAGGUAAAGUGAAAGCAAGGUGACUGCCAACUCUCCCUCCCUCCCCUUCCUUGUACUGUGGAUGGCGUUAAUUGCCGUAUUCUUGAACAUUUCGACCCCCAACCACAUACAUUUGACAAGGCUUUCGUAGGAGUUGUGGGCAUUUCCAUGGGUAGUUUUAGGACGCUGGUGGUAGUCUGACAAAGCUACUGUGCCAUGAAUGUAAAGAAACACCCAUGAGAACCCAACUAACCUUUCUUGGCCUUUGAAAAUAAUUAAUGUGAGGCAGAAAAGAUCUGACCAAAGAAGGAUAUCCAGCAUUAUAGCAUCACUGAAAGACAGUCUUGUGCUCCUUAUAUAUUGGUUAAGUAUUCAUAAAGUAAUUCCAGUUAUACUCUCAAUUUUAGGAGCCGUUGAGAAUAUUUAUGUACAUUGGUCAUCAAAUUUUAAACAUCUGAAAAAAAAUAAGAGAUUGACGCUCAGAAGACUACCUAGCUAUCUGCCUUUACUUCAUGAUUGCCGUGAGCUUCAUAAAGAUUGCUUUUUCACUUUUACAUUGGCUAAGAUUGUUUAUUUAUAUCGGUCAUCAAAUUUAAACCACGUGAAUAAAAUAAGAAAUUGACGCUCAGAAGUCUACCUAGCUAUCUGCCUUUACUUCAU
Molecule: messenger RNA, 5935 nt
Organism: Eriocheir sinensis (Chinese mitten crab)
Lineage: Eukaryota; Metazoa; Arthropoda; Malacostraca; Decapoda; Varunidae
Product: fatty acid hydroxylase domain-containing protein 2-like
Exons: 11
Coding region: 168-1235 (355 amino acids)
Biological process (GO): sterol biosynthetic process
Molecular function (GO): iron ion binding; C-4 methylsterol oxidase activity
Source: RefSeq, a predicted model, not a curated record